CUCAGUGUCCUCCGUGAAGCUUGAGCAGCCCGGACGAGACCGAAGGCCCCGACGGCCUUCAAGGUCACCCCGGACGCCCCCUUACUGACCCUCCAAGAGCCCCUUGCCCCUUCUCUGCCUCCUGCAACCCCUGGCCUGAGUCUCACCAUGGCGGACGUCAGCGGCGAUGCGGCGGGCUGCCCGCCCCCCGCGCCGGCCCCGGUCCGACGCCGGUCCUCCGCUAACUACCGUGCGUACGCCACGGAGCCGCACGCCAAGAAAAAGUCCAAGAUUUCCGCCUCGAGGAAACUGCAGCUGAAGACCCUGAUGCUGCAGAUCGCGAAGCAGGAGCUGGAGCGGGAAGCGGAGGAGCGGCGCGGAGAGAAGGGGCGCGCUCUGAGCACGCGGUGCCAGCCUCUGGAGUUGGCCGGGCUGGGCUUCGCGGAGCUGCAGGACUUGUGCCGACAACUCCACGCCCGUGUGGACAAAGUAGAUGAAGAGAGAUACGACGUGGAGGCCAAAGUCACCAAGAACAUCACGGAGAUCGCAGAUCUGACCCAGAAGAUCUUUGACCUUCGGGGCAAGUUUAAGCGGCCCACCCUGCGGAGGGUGAGGAUCUCAGCGGAUGCCAUGAUGCAGGCGCUCCUGGGCACCAGGGCUAAGGAGUCUUUAGACCUGCGGGCCCACCUCAAGCAGGUGAAGAAGGAGGACACAGAGAAGGAGAACCGGGAGGUGGGAGACUGGCGGAAGAACAUCGACGCGCUGAGUGGCAUGGAGGGGCGCAAGAAGAAGUUCGAGGGCUGAGCCGCCAGCCGCCGCCCCGCCCCGAAGGGGCCCCUGAGGAAUAAAGCUUCUCUCUGAGCUAA
Molecule: messenger RNA, 845 nt
Organism: Suricata suricatta (meerkat)
Lineage: Eukaryota; Metazoa; Chordata; Mammalia; Carnivora; Herpestidae
Gene: TNNI3
Product: troponin I3, cardiac type
Exons: 8
Coding region: 148-783 (211 amino acids)
Biological process (GO): muscle contraction
Cellular component (GO): troponin complex
Source: RefSeq, a predicted model, not a curated record